Molecule: messenger RNA, 1353 nt
Organism: Bipolaris maydis ATCC 48331
Lineage: Eukaryota; Fungi; Ascomycota; Dothideomycetes; Pleosporales; Pleosporaceae
Source: RefSeq, a predicted model, not a curated record
AUGACCAUCACACAAGUCCCAGUGACAAACCCGAGAGACAACCCGGAUAAUGCCAAUUUGCCAACGUCCAACCAGCCUGCCACCAUCAUAGGAACUACUGUUGCUUUCCUAAGCAUAGCAUUCCUUACCCUGAGCCUACGAUUAUGGGUCCGUAUCAAAGACCGUCUUUGGGGCUGGGAUGACAGCUUUGUCGUCCUCGCAGGUAUCGCGAGUUUUUGUGGUGACAUUAUAGUGUGCAUAAUGCCGGGUGAUGGCCUGGGUCUACACCUGUGGACACUUGAUGCUGAGCAUCUCAUGUUGUAUUUCAAGCACAUCUAUUCCACCAAUGCGGCAUAUUGUGCUAGUGCCACUCUGAUUAAGCUCGCCAUCCUCUUCCAGUAUUUACGUCUAUUUGCUGAAGCUGCGCCAUCAACAACUACGAAUGGAUACCGCCUCGCCAGGCGCCUCAUCUGGGGAAUGAUUGUAAUCUGCACACUAUGGGGAUUGACAUUCUUCCUGCUAGCAGUCUUCUCGUGCCGCCCCAUAGCCAAAAAUUGGAACAUGAAUCUUCCGGGCCGAUGCAUCGGUUGGGGUUCCAAAGAUCCUGCCAAAUUCUUUCCCAUGUUCCUUGGCCAUUCUGUUAGCAAUCUAGUACUCGACACCAUGGUAUUGCUCCUGCCUGUUCCGUUCAUCACUGCAUUAAGGAUCGCAGGUAAGAGCAGAGCGGGACUGAUUGGUCUAUUCAUACUGGGGUCCACUGUUGUAUUCGUGGCAUUGGGCCGCUUAAUCACUCUCGUAGUCAACCGUGCCGGUACUCUACCCAACCUUGAUAUGUCAUUCCACACACCGGUCGUGUACAUCUUUGCCGUUCUCGAGGUCAAUUUUGCCAUCAUCACCGCUUCGAUUCCGAUAUUCUGGCCAGUUAUAGCAACGCUGGCAUCCAACAAGAUCUUCGUCGUCAACGAAGUUGAGAUACAUGUAGAGGAUAUAGCGAGGCAUGAAAGCUUUGACUCGAGCGGCGCCAUCAGCUUGCCCGACAGAAAAGGCACGCCAAGCGGAGACAGCAAGAAUGGCAUGGUGACUACAAUACUGGACCACAUUCCUCGCAGGUCGGGAGAAAAACUUAGCAGCAGCGACCACGGGCGAGACGACAGCGCCGCUUCAUCCAUCAACCAGCCCAUGGGGACGGGCUUCGUAGGACGCAAGGCAAGCAAUGCUUCGACGAUGGGGCGGUCUUUUGCAGAGCUUGGGUCGCGGCCGAGUCAAGAUUCGUCACGCCACCUAUACCAAGAUCACAGUUCCAAAAACCUAACGAAGAACAACGGCGACGACUGGUUUGCGGAGAUGGACAGGUCAACCCGCACGGGCCGGUAA